Habropoda laboriosa is the source of this 3490-nucleotide messenger RNA. Its product is annotated as guanine nucleotide exchange factor DBS-like. The record is from RefSeq and is a predicted model, not a curated record. The transcript is spliced from 16 exons. Gene Ontology annotation, biological process: intracellular signal transduction. Gene Ontology annotation, molecular function: guanyl-nucleotide exchange factor activity; protein binding. Gene Ontology annotation, cellular component: cytoplasm. The coding region runs from base 245 to 3490 and encodes 1081 amino acids. NCBI's taxonomy places the organism in Eukaryota, Metazoa, Arthropoda, Insecta, Hymenoptera, Apidae.
GACAAACAAACAUGCAUCGUGUAGCGGGAGAAGGUACGGCAGUGGACGAAAUUGUAGCGAUUCGUUCGCUCGUGUGCUAUAAUCCUUCUAAUCUUGGAGUAGCAGUCAGUACGACACCGUAAAAUGUAGCUAACCCCCUUAGAUCGAAUUCGUCGUGGCUGCCGGAAAACUGCACACCCAUGAGAUCAACUUUCGUUUCCAUCUCCAGCACGUUGACGUCCGCUGAGGAGUGGCGCGCAAAAAGAUGGCCAGCUCGCCAACCAGCAUUGAAAAUCAAAUAGACAGCUUUUUGGAACAGUUCAAACGUAGUGCCUCCCGCGCGAUGGAGGAAUCCCACAGGUCCAGUUACAAUGCUUGCAGCAGUAGUAUCAGUCAUAGUCGGAGUGGGAACCUGGAUCUCGAGAUCUUGGAGGCUGAAGAUGUAGAGAGUAUGACUGGUGAGAUUGAAAAUGGAGAUUUGGCAAUCCGAGAUGUUGCAGACCUCCUUCAAUCACAGUGUGCUAUUAUAACAGGUGGAAAAACUCGAGAAGGAUGUCCUAUUAUUACUUUUUCUGACAAUGGAAAUUUUUACAAUUUAUCAGACUUGGAUUAUCAACGUCUCAUGCUGUAUCUUACUUCUGUGCCAACAUUACAAGAAGCUGAUCUUGGAUUUCACUUAAUAAUUGAUAGAAGAAAUGAUAAAUGGAACUCUGUAAAAACUGUAUUACUAAAAAUCUCUGUAAGUAUAUAUAUACGCGCGCGCGCGUCAUAUGUUUUACGUCCAGCUGGACUUUUACAGAAAGCCCUUUCAGAAGUGUCAAAUAAAUUUUUUAGGGAAGACUUCAAAUUUAGAGUUAUAUUUUUAGCAAAUAUUGCUGAUCUUCAUGAAUUUAUAGAUAAAGAUCAGCUAACUGAGCAACUAGGUGGUACUUUGCCAUACUGUCAUCACACUUGGAUACAAAACAGAAUUAGUUUAGAAAAAUUUUCGUCAAUGACUCAAGACGUAUCUCUUGCAUUGGAUUCUUUCACACGGCGUUUAGCCCAAAUUGAAUUUCCUAACAACACUGUUGCAACUACAUCCUUAUUAUCUCAACAGCAAGUUGAAUAUAAUGAAUUAAAAGAAGAAAUUCUUAGUGCUGCAAGACAUGGUGAAGCACUAUUGGAUAGUGUAAGGCAAUUAACUGGCAAGGGAACAGCUGACAGAUUAGGAAAUGUUGCUGCAAUAGAAAGAUUACUUGUUCAACUAGAAGAAACAGAACGUACUUUUGACUUAUUUUGGUCACAUCAUAGUUCUCGUUUGAGACACUGCUUAGCAUUAAGACAAUUUGAAGCUGAUUUUAGAGAGUUACAAGCAACAUUGGACCAACAUUUAAAAACUAUAGAAGAAAUGACGGAAGUGGGAGAAACUGAAGCAAGGGUCGAACAGUUACUUUGUGACACGUCGGCCUUUCAAAGAAUAUGUAGAGGAGAUAUUGAACGAGCAGAGGAAGUGAUAUCCGCUGGUCAAACAUUACUAUCUGGAAGGCAUCAAUGCCCUACAGAUGUUGUAGAACCCAAAUGCGUCGAAUUACAGAGAAUUUGUACUAUUUUAAGUCAGAGACUGGAAAGGCGAUUACAUAUGUUAACCAAAUGCAGGGAACUCAUGGAACGUAUAGAUAAGGCAAACACGUGGUGUACGCGUGGAAUAGAAUUACUUGCGUCACAAAAUAAUUCAACACCACCAGACCAAGCACUUCAAGAGUUACAAGAAUUAAUAGAAGCUGCAGAAGAAUUCCAUCAUCCCAGAUGUAUUUUUCAAGAUUCUAUAAUGCCUGAAACUAAAGCUCUUAUUAGUCAAGUUUUACAAAGAAUAGAAGAUGUGUCGUUGAUGUGUGAUAAAAGGAUAAUGACAUUGAAACAGCAGUUAAUUAAACCAGCAAGACCAGUUCAAACUGUAACACCUGAACCAGUUAAGCCGUUACAAACACUGCCUCAAAUUGUGAAACCUGGAAGAAUUCUUAAAAAGGCUAAUACUAUGCCAAAGAUGGAGAUGAGUCCCAUAGAAGGGGAAUCUUCAUCGCCCGAAAGUGAAUCUAAAGAUGCAGAAGCUUUGCGCUUAAAACGCGGACAUGUUUUAGCGGAACUUGUUGAAACUGAACGAAUUUAUGUCGCUGAAUUAGGUUCCAUAAUUAAAGGGUACAAAAUGGAAUUAAUAAAUGAAGCAAUGGCUCAUUUAGUACCGGCAGCAUUGAUAGGCAAAGGGGAUAUUUUAUUUGGAAACUUAGAAGAUAUUUACAUUUUUCAUGGAGAAACGUUUUUAAGAGAUUUAGAAAAUUGUAUUUCGAAUACUGAACUUGUUGCAUUGUGUUUUGUACAAAGGCGCGAGGUGUUCUUCAGAUUGUAUAGUUAUUAUUGUCAAAAUAUUCCAAGAUCCGAGAGAUUACGAGAACAGAUACAAAAUGAACCACAGUUUCUUGCAGCUUGUCAGCAAAGGCUUGGUCAUAAAUUACCUCUUGCUGCAUACCUUCUGAAACCUGUUCAACGUAUAACAAAGUACCAGCUGCUAUUAAAAGAUCUUUUAAAAUACAGCGACGAACCAUCAUGUUGUACCGAGUUAAAAGAAGCAUUAGAUUGUAUGCUUGUUGUUUUGAAGUGCGUUAACGAUAGCAUGCAUCAGACUGCAAUCACUGGAUUUGGUGGAGAUCUAAACGCACAAGGUGAACUUUUGUUGCAAGGCUCCUUCAGUGUAUGGAGCAGUAGUAAGCGAGAACGGUUGCUUAGGUUAAAGCCAUCUCAACGUCAUAUAUUCUUAUAUGAAAAGGCUCUUAUAUUUUGUAAGCAUAGUAAACCACAAGCUCAUAAUAAAGCUACAUACCAUUUUAAGAGAUAUCUAAAGAUGUCACAAAUUGGACUAACAGAAUCAGUAAAAGGCGAUGCAAGACGCUUUGAAAUUUGGCUUCAGGGUCGCGCUGAAGUACAUACAAUACAGGCACCUACUGUAGAUGUUAAACAGUCUUGGGUGCUACAAAUUAAAGGUGUUUUAAUGUCUCAAUUAGCUGAGCUUAAGGGAAAACAAAAUUCUGCUCUUGGAAAGACUAAUCACAAACCUUUGCGACAAACAAUUUCAUGGGAAGCUCAAGGCAGUGUUUCUGGAUCUUUAAGAACUCUUUCGGUUGAUGGUAGCAGUGUUAUAUCACACAUUACAGAUGUUUCCCAGUCGACAGAAGAUGAAGUUGCAUGGAGUUCAGAGAACAGUAACACUGAUGACGAAGAUGCUUUCACUGAAACUCCUGGUCCUGCUCCUGGUGGAAGAUACGUAGCAUUAGCUGAUUAUUGUGCAGUUGGACAGUCAGAAGUUACUAUGCGUGAAGGAGAGAAUCUAGAACUUCUUAAAAUUGGUUGUGCUGGUUGGUGGUUUGUAAAAUUGAUAGGUACUGGAAUAGAAGGAUGGGCACCUGCGGCUUACUUGGAACCAAUGAAUCGGAAAACUUCCCGCAGCUCGCAAUCGGUCAACAGUCAAGAAACCAUAUGA